CACAUUUCUAGCAGUGCCAAAACUCCGGAAGAACCACCAAGGUUUGGAGGCAGUCGUCGUCUACUAAAGAACUGGGACAGCAGUUGUUUGUUGUCUCAUGAUUCGAUUUUUGAGAGAGCGAAACAGAGCAAAACAAGGCGUAUCCCCCUAGAUUCCGUUGUCUUAACCACGCUUGAAACAACUGCCUUGUGCUCUGUAAACUACCCCUCUCAGCCCCGCACUCCCAUAAGUCUUCACCAUGGCGCCUAAGAACCGCAUCAUUAUCGAUACUGAUCCAGGUGUCGACGAUGUCUUGGCCCUGCUGCUGGCCCUCAGCGCCUCUCCGGAGGAUCUCGAGGUUGCAAUGAUCUCGGUCACGUAUGGCAACGUGCCGUUGCAGAGCUGCCUCCGUAACGUCGUGGCCUUGUUCCACGUGCUCGAGAAGGAGAUGGCCUGGCGCGAGUCGACAGGCAAGCCCAUCUACGGCGCAUUAAACGCCUACAAGCCCAUCGUCGCCGUCGGCGCUGAGCAUGCCCUCGAAGAUGAGCAGCUUGUAGCCGACCACUUCCAUGGUGCUGAUGGCCUGCACGGCGUGCAUGAGGCGCACCCUUACCUGUCGCCCGCCGACACCUGGAAGACCCUGUUCGAGGACGCGCCCAGUGACUCCAACGCCAAUGCCGAGCCGCCCUCAUACUCGAGGUUCUUCACCCCGAGCAAGAGGCCCGCUCACAAGGAGAUACUACGGAUCCUCAGGGAGGAGCCGGAGAAUACCAUCUCCAUUGUGGCUAUCGGCCCCCUUACCAACGUUGCCCUGGCGGCAGCGGAAGACCCCGAGACGUUCCUGCGGGUCAAGGAGCUCGUGGUGAUGGGAGGCGCCGUGGGUGUCGAGGGCAACGUCAGCCCGUGCGCCGAGUUCAACUGCCUCGCCGACGCAGUCGCCGCUGCCCGCGUCUUCGCCCUGACCUCGCUCGUCCCCUCAGCGACCAUCCCGCCCACCAUUCACGGGAAAUCCGUCUUGCCCCCGUACCCGGCCAAGCUGUCCAAGCAACUGAAGCUGACCCUCUUCCCGCUCGACAUCACCACCCCGCACGAGCUCAGGAAACAUGUCUUUAAUGACAAGAUCCAGCCUCUCAAGGAAGCCGGCAGCCCUCUGGCUCAGUGGACCGACACCUUCAUGAACGGCACCUUCAACAAGAUCGACUCGAUUCUCGGCGACGGCCACGACGCGGGCUUGUCACUGCACGACCCCCUGUGCAUCUGGUACAUGCUGACCCACGACCACCCCGCGUGGAAGACGGUGCCCAAGCCCGAGGACAUCCGCAUUGAGACGUGCGGACAGUGGACCAGGGGCAUGCACGUCAUCGACAGGCGAAAACGGGCCAAGCCCGCCGAGAAGAACGGCGCCGUGCAAACGCACCCGGAGGAUCCUAUGGAUGCCAUGACCCUGGACGAGGUCCCCGGCGACACCAUGGGCUGGCUGAGCGUGCGCAAGGGGAACAGGAUCAACAGGAUGCUCGAGUCGCCCGGACAGGACACAUUUGCGGGGAUCCUCCUUGAUAAGGUUUUUGCGUAGAGAGUCAUUACUUUGUAGCCAGGCCGGCCAAUCGAUCGGUAGCAUAGGUAUGGUUGUUUAUUCAAUCUGGGUAUCUCAAGCCAGUGUAGAGAACCGGGGCCGUCCUCUUUCUGAGAUGUUAGCAAACCAACUCGUUCUUCUUGCCAAAAUAAUACAAGUCAGGCCGUGCGGGAAAGCAUACCGCUCGAAGGCACCCACGCGAAACCCCAAAACGCCAAUUGUGAAAACUCACGGCUCUCCAUGGUGCCCACACCGUAACACUGCCGCCCCUCCUGUCCCUCCGGCCUACCAUCUGCCUUCCGUCUGGCGCUCGAGCCGGACUUUGGGCCUAUCUGGACACCACGCCCAACCAGCCGCUUUUUCCUCCUCACCUCCGCCUUCUUUCGCCCGCCCCUCUUGU
Thermothelomyces thermophilus ATCC 42464 is the source of this 1952-nucleotide messenger RNA. RefSeq lists its product as uncharacterized. Gene Ontology annotation, cellular component: cytosol. The coding region runs from base 239 to 1552 and encodes 437 amino acids. Gene Ontology annotation, biological process: purine nucleoside catabolic process. NCBI's taxonomy places the organism in Eukaryota, Fungi, Ascomycota, Sordariomycetes, Sordariales, Chaetomiaceae. The transcript is spliced from 5 exons. The record is from RefSeq and is a predicted model, not a curated record. Gene Ontology annotation, molecular function: purine nucleosidase activity.